Chaetomium strumarium is the source of this 1792-nucleotide messenger RNA. Its product is annotated as glycosyltransferase family 71 protein. The record is from RefSeq and is a predicted model, not a curated record. NCBI's taxonomy places the organism in Eukaryota, Fungi, Ascomycota, Sordariomycetes, Sordariales, Chaetomiaceae. Gene Ontology annotation, biological process: mannan biosynthetic process. The transcript has a single exon. Gene Ontology annotation, molecular function: alpha-1,2-mannosyltransferase activity. Gene Ontology annotation, cellular component: Golgi apparatus. Bases 194 to 1654 code for a protein of 486 amino acids.
UCGCACAAGCACUCCCCCCACAAGCAUUACCACCGUAGGUCGUGCAUGUGCAGUUGCGCGUCCAUAGACGGCUCCACGCCUGCCCAGACAACCUCGAAGCAUUUUUGUCCUUUGGACAUGACAUAGCUCUGCCCCGGAGACCGCUUCCCUUUCCUCCCGCCGCCCGAGGGGCUUGCACUACGCCACAGCAAGCAUGGCGCUCAGGCGCAUUCCCCGAAUCCUUAUUCUCCUCGCUGGCAUCACAUCUAUUCUUUUGAUCACCGCUCUGUACAGCCAUGACUUCGGCGCAAGCUCGUGGUCUCGCGUUGUUGAGUCUUUCACGCAUUCCGACAGUGUCCAUGGCAAUCCCGAAGCCGCCGAAGGCUUUGACUUGGCCCAUAGGCUACCUUCGGCCGAGUCUUUCCGGGGCCGACACCUCGAAAAGGUGCUUGCCCUCCCCGGCCUGAGCAUCAGCGAGACGAGGAGGACGUGCAACUGGACCUCGGACCAGAAGGUCAAUUUCAUGUUCGGUGCCGACCAGGAGUGGAACGUCAAAGAGCGGCCCAGCAGCGAGAUUGAUUUCCGACGCCGCCAGUGGCAGGACUUUGUCCGCAACAGCCCAUCCUACCAAGACGUCGCGUCUCGUUUCUCCGGCCGGGGCAUCGUCGUCCUCGCCGGCAACGGCGACACGCUCAUGCGCACCAAGGUGCUCCUCCGCGCUCUCCGUCGCCUGAACUCGACCGUCCCCGUCGAGGUCCACUACUACGGCGACGAGAUGGACGACGGCAAGAAGCAGCAGCUCACCGACAUAUACGCCAACACCGUCUUCAACGACCUGGCAAGCACCGACAACGUCAUGCACCCCGGCUUCCACACAAACCUCAUCAACUACCAGCUCAAGACGGCCGCCAUCGUCAACUCGCGCUGGGCCGAGAUCCUCCUGCUCGACAGCGACAACAUUCCCGUGAUCGACCCGGCCGAGCUAUUCGACUCGCCCACGUACAAGGAGUACCGCACGGUCUUCUGGCCGGACAUGGCGCGCACGCGGCCGCCCAACCCGGCCUGGGCCAUCACCAACACCCUCUGCAGGAUGGAUGAGUUCGAGCUGGAGAGCGGCCAGCUGCUGGUCGACAAGGCGCGCUUCUGGCACCACGUGCAGCUGGCCGCCUUCAUGAACAACGACCGGGACCGGUACUACGACGGCUUCCUGCUGGGCGACAAGGACACGUUCCGUUUUGCGUGGCACGCGCUCAAGACGCGCUAUGGGAAGCCGCGGCGGUGGCUGACCAGCGUUGGCACCGUGUACGAGGGGAGGAGUUAUUGCGGGAAUUCAUUUGCCCAGCACCAUCCGGACGAUGGCCGCAUUGCCUUCUUGCAUGGUGGGACGCUCAAGACCAUGUCGCGCGCGGUGAUGCGCUGGAAUCGGGAUGUGAGGGGGGGUGUGUUCCGGUAUUACAAGAGAGCGCCGAAUGACCAGGACCCGGCGGCAGUCAAUGAUAUUGGCAUUCUCUGGAUCCAGAACGAGCAGAUUCCGGAUCUGCCCAAGGAUAAUCCCGCGCAGUGGUGUACGGAUAUGCCUGAUGUUGAGGCGAGGGAGUUGGACGAGGUGCUGCCCGGGUUUGAGGAGGUUUUUAGGGAGCUGGGGGGGUAUUGGCCGCUUGACAAGGAUGCAUAGUGAAAUUGUCGUGUAGGAUACGAAGUUGACCCGUCAUGUAGGAUAAUGAAUGGGGUGGCUACGCAUUUCACUUAUUUUGUGAUAUAUUCGCUGUUGGAGGUUCGUGGGCGAAAAAUAAUGUAAGAUUCUUCCCUAGAU